CUCCCUUCCCCAGCUGUGACAGCAUCAGAGCCUCUCAGACACCUGGACCAUGGACCCCGGGGACUGCACCUGCAUGUCUGCAGGAAUCUGCAUCUGUGGAGACAACUGCAAAUGCACAACUUGCAACUGUAAAACGUGUCGAAAAAGCUGCUGUCCCUGCUGCCCCCCAGGUUGUGCCAAGUGUGCCCAGGGCUGCAUCUGCAAAGGGGCAUCUGACAAGUGCAGCUGCUGCCCCUGAAAUGCAUCCAUCCUCGUGCUGGAGACGAGGUCUGGGAAGCAUCUGUACAGUGCGUUAGUCAAGAAGUUGAAUGAUUGUACAAUAGGUUGUGCUUUUUAUAAAUCUGCCCAAGUCAGGUGUUGGUGAUGUUCAUGUGAAGUGCUUGGAGCAAUAAAGUUUACACUCCUUGUU
Messenger RNA from Camelus dromedarius (Arabian camel), 409 nucleotides. It is a transcript of the gene MT4, whose product is annotated as metallothionein 4. The transcript has 3 exons. Gene Ontology annotation, molecular function: metal ion binding. The record is from RefSeq and is a predicted model, not a curated record. Gene Ontology annotation, biological process: cellular response to zinc ion; cellular response to copper ion; detoxification of copper ion. The coding region runs from base 50 to 238 and encodes 62 amino acids. Gene Ontology annotation, cellular component: cytoplasm; nucleus. Lineage: Eukaryota; Metazoa; Chordata; Mammalia; Artiodactyla; Camelidae.